GCUGUUGGUAAUUUGCAUGUUUCUUUACCAUGGCCUCAGAUCCUCAGCAUAUGGAAUAUAUUUCUUGUCUUAAAAAUAUGAGCUUGUGAAGGAUAAAUAAUCUGUUGGUUGUAUGGUGUCAUGGGUUGAACCAUUUACUUUUAUUUUAUGUAGUUGAGCUUGUAUUCUGAGUGGGCUAGCCCAAGGCUCUUUAGGGCUUUUUUGUUCUAUAUAUAGUUGUAUAUCUACAUUUGGAAAGAGGACGAUGAAUGGAAUUGAAAUUGAGGCUUUGGCUUGCACCCAUCGUUUUCUCCCCUUCUCCUGGAAUCUCUGCUUCUCCCGUGGCUUCUUUCCCUUUCUUCUUCUAAUUCUUCUUCUCUACUGCUUAACUCUUCUUUUUCUCUAUUUUCUUGUUCUUAUCUUUCAUCACUUAAUCCCUCCCCAUUCUCCUUUUAUCUUAAUUUGGUUCCAAGUUCAGCUAGAUUACUUCAUUGUUUGAGUUGUGUGAGUGGAUGGUUGCGAAUUGAGGUUUAAUUCAUGACAAAAUGGUAUCAGAGCAGCUACAAUCUUUGGGUGUCUCUCGAUUGCAUAUCAUCAGGGAAGAUUUUAAUAGAAUCCAUGAGCAGAUGAUUUCAAUGUUGAUUGAAAUUAUUGAAGUUAAAUCAGCUUCCAGAGAUAAGUCCAACCAUUAUAGUUCUUCUGCGAAAAUGGUCGAGGCUUUGGACGUGCAAAUGGGUGAUUCGGGUUCUGAAUUAGAAGAGGGCCGAGUCAAGCAGGUUAGUUCAUCUGAUUUGAGCAUAGAUGAUGAUUCAGUUGAUGCAACUACCAAGUUUGUGUUGAAGAUUAUUCUUCUUCUUAUAUAAUUCUCAUGUAUGUAAAUACGAAUUUAUUUUCGUCUAAGGAGAGGCUUGCGUCUGAUUAGCUAGUUGGUGAGGCAAUAGCUUACCAAGGCAAUGCUGAUAAUUACAUAUUUUUUAUUUUGUCAGAAGUCCUAUCGAGACGGAAUUUGUAACUUGCUCUCCAUGGGGAUAGUGAAAUUAGGGUUACUCCUAAUGAAAAAGUAAAGAAUGAAAAAAAUUUGGUGGGCCAAGAGAAUGGAUUCCAUUUGAGAAAUCUUGUUUGGGGUAAAAUUAGAAGUCAGCCGCUGUGGCCUAGACAUAUUCAUAAUCCAUUGGAUGCUUUUGCUAAAGGUGAAGAUGUUGGUGUUGAGCAUAGUGAGAGUGGGAUAUAUAUGCCAGGAAUUAAUAGCAAUGAAAAUAGCGUUAAUACAACAAGCGGGCUUAAGAGAAAUAUUAGGCUGCCUAAGAUGGAUUUUCCACUUUUUGGGGGAGAAGGACCUAGGGAAUGGCUAAGGAAAGCCAUAAAAUAUUUCCAACUUCAUCAAACUCCCGAUGAACUUAGAUUGAAAGUUGCUUAGAAGUACUUGGAAGGGAAGCUUAUAUAUGGUUUUAUGGAUUCAUUGCAAGCCAUCCUAGGGUAGAUUGGAGUUUAUUCUCUGAGGAACUUUGCAGGAGAUUUUCAGAAACUAUUGAGGAAGAAGUGGUUGAGACAUUUAGCACAAUUAAGUAACUAGGACCAAAUGACGAUAAAGGCUACGAGUCUGAAGAAGAAUCAGGAAGGAAUUGAGAAUUUUGGAGAAUUGGCCUACUAUCAAAGAAAGGAAGAGUGAAGCUGAGAUAAGUUGCUGAACUGAGUGGUGUACUACAGCUAAUGUGCAUUGAAUCAUCAUUGCCUCAGGAUGGAAGCAAAGGAAGUAAAUUUGGGCAGUCUUUAAUUCAACAGACGAACGUUGUAUCCAUUUCAAUUAGGAUGGAAAAUCUGGACAGUGAAGAACAUAAGUUUUUAACGAGGUACCCAAUAGCAUUGGGAUAGAGACAAGGGAUUAAGAAGACGUUUAAAACUACUGAGUAACAUAGGAUGGAAAUUGAGUUGGGUGUGGUUGCUACUCAACUUCUACAGCAGAAAUCUGAGUCCCUUCAAGUUAGGAAUGUGAAGAUUUCCCCUGAAACUCUUAAGUUAAGGAUUUCAUAUUUGAAGACCAACUUUGGCAAGGAAGAAUCAGUGAAUGAGAUUCUUAAUGAAGCCUUAUCUUUUAAGGAAUAAAAUAAGGAUCAUUUAGGGAUUUUGUUACCAAAACUUCAGUUAGUUAUACCAGGUAGGGUUGAAAAUGAGUGGGUUGAGAGCCUUCUUAAUUGUUCUUGGAAACCAAUGGAUCUAAAUGCCACAAUCACAAUGCUCGAAGAAUGGUCAAAACAAUGGGAUUCCUCUAUUUUUGAACCUGAAAUUAAGAAUAUAGGAGAUGAAGUUUUGUCUACUUUGAGUCGACAUUCAUCAAGAGCUCAACAUCUAAAACCUUCUACCAAGAAUUCUUUUGCUAGCAAUAGAGAAUCCGAACUUAUUGGAAAAAAUGUGGGAGCUCAGAACAAGAUGGAUGAAGAAGAACGAGUCACCAGAGUUCCACAAGGCAUAUAUCACCUUGAACUACUUGCUUAAUCCAAGGGUGGUGAAGAGAAUGAUUCGGCUAAUUUCAUACAAAGAAGACAUCCUAACUCUAAACCUUGAUGAUAAGGUUAAUUUAAGGGGAAGGGAUGUCAUGGGUUGGACCAUUUUUUUUUUAUGUAGUUGGGCUUGUAUUCUUAGUGGGCUAGCCCAAAGUCCUUUAGGGUUGUUUUGUUCUAUAUAUAGUUGUAUAUUUGCAUUUGAAAAAAGGACGAUGGAUGGAAUUGAAAUUGAGGCUUUGGCUUUCAGCCAUCAUUUUCUCCCCUUCUCCCUGAAUCUCUGCUUCUCCUCUGGCUUCUUUCCCUUUUGUCUUCUACUUCUUCUUCUCUGCUGCUGUAUUCUUCUUCUUCUUCUCUAUUUUCUUAUUUUUAUUUUUCAUCUCUUAAUUUCUCCCCAUUCUCCUUUAUCUUAAUUUGGUUCCAAGUUCAGCUAGAUUACUUCAUUGUUUGAGCUGUGUGAGUGGAUGGUUGUGAAUUGAGGUUUAAUUCGUGACAUAUGGAUUUGUAUUUUACACAUGUAUAUGGUUGGAUUAUUUCUUGUGAAAACAUAUAAUUUGAAGAUAUUCUUAGUUUGGAAUGAAAGAAUGGAUUACUUUGACUGGUCUGUCACCUGUUCUAUCUAUUUAUUUUUUUGAAUGAACUUUUCUAAGAAAUAACCUGCUGAAAAACAGUGUUUCCUCAGGUACCAUCACUUUUUAAGUCCUUAUAAAGAUCCUGCUGUACUCUUAUUAAUUUUUCAUCAAUGCGGAUGGUUUGGUCAGUGAAAGUUUUCUAGGGUGAUACUCAAUGCAUUUCAUGUAAACUGUUACUGUACAUGUGUUACAAAUUGGCUUCUUAAAUUACCACUGAGCAUGGGAAUAGCAAUCUAAACAAAGGAUGAGGAAAGGUCUGACUGAAAUUGAUCGGCUUCCUUGAGAAUCAUAUGCAUAAUAUACCAUAUACCUUUGACUGUAGCAAAUUCUUUUGUGACUACGAUGUCGGAUGCAAUAUAAAAUGGACCAAGUUGGUCAUGAGAUUUAAUUAAGCACCUGUUCAAGCAGCAUUAUUUUAUGUCCUUAACUUGCUCAUCAUGGCAUGGCUUAAAAACAAGAAAAUAACUAUUCAUUUAAUCCACCUUGAACUUCUGCAUUCAAGUUGCCAAUUCAUAUUUAGUGCUUGUGUCGUGGAUUGUUUUGAGAUUUCAAUGAUUUUGAUUUAGUUUGCUCUGGUCCAGUCUUGUUAUGGUUUGGUUUGUUGCUUUCUGAAUCUUGUUACCUAGUUCAAUUAUUGGGUGGAGACUUGCUUCGACAUACUUUGAUGAAAGAUAUUUAUGAAUGUAUCCCUUGCUGAGAGAAACUCUAUAUACUAAAAGCAACGGGAAUAAAUUUGUUUUUGGUCUACCGCGCAUCAUUACUGGUCUUAUUUCAUGAUCCAUUUUUUUCAUUUUCUUCUUCAUCAUCCAACACUGACUGGAAUAGCUAGAUGGCUAAUGAUAGUAAGAUCAUCUUGAGUAAAUUGUUGGCAUUUAUCAAGGAAACAGUUACAGUUCAAAGUGAAUCUUGUUUGUUUAUUUUAUUGUGUAUAGAACAUAUCAAGUUUUCCCCCCAAAAGCUAGAUUUUAGUUAUCCAAUUUCUGAAUGGGAUUCUUUGCUUGCUGUUGAUUUGGCCAAUAAAUAAAAAAAUGGGGUUGAAGAAUAUUUCUAUGUUGUUGCAUUUGAGCAAGAUGGUUGAGAUGAUCCUGGAUUUUGAUCAACAGAGCAGGAUAUAGGAUUAAGCCAACUUUUCUUCUAUUUCUAUUGCAUGCAAGUGACAGGUCAAGAUGAUAUUGAAAUUUGAUCGACGAAGAGGGAUUCAUAGUGGUAAGGUGGUUGCCAAAUUCUGCGCUAAAUAUCUUCAUCAGCAAGUGCUCAAGCACGAAGCAUAUUUGGUUGGGGAUAUAGGGACAUCAGUGCAGAAAGCUUUUUUCAGGAUGGAUGAGAUGAUGCGUGGACAAAGAGGAUGGAGAGAAUUGGCUGUUCUAGGAGAUAAAAUAAACAAGUUUAGUGGUAUGAUAGAGGGUUUGAUAUGGUCUCCACGAAGCGGCGACAAAAGUGACCAAGUUGAUGAUUGGGCUUUUGAGGAGGGUCCGCAUUCUGAUUUUUCUGGACCAACUUCUGGGAGCACUGCUUGUGUUGCAAUCAUUAGGGGCAACCAACUUGUUGUCGCAAAUGCUGGCGAUUCCCGGUGUAUAAUUUCUAGGAAUGGUCAGGCAUACAACCUUUCAAGAGAUCACAAGCCCGAUCUCGAGGCUGAGAGAGACAGGAUUUCAAAAGCAGGUGGUUUUGUCAUCGCGGGACGUGUCAACGGCAGUCUAAAUCUUGCUAGAGCUAUAGGUGACAUGGAAUUCAAGCAGAACAAGUUUUUACCUGCUGAAAAGCAAAUUUUAACUGCCAAUCCAGAUAUAAAUAUUGUUGAACUUUGCGAUGAUGACGAGUUCAUUGUACUUGCCUGUGAUGGCAUUUGGGAUUGCUUGUCAGGGCAACAACUCGUAGAUUUUAUACGAGAGCAGAUGAAAUCUGAGACUAAGCUUUCUGUAGUCUGCGAAAAAGUACUCGAUAGGUGUUUAGCACCAUCUGCUGCUGGAGGUGAGGGCUGUGAUAACAUGACAAUGAUCUUAGUGCAAUUUAAGAAGCUGGUGCCGGCAUGUACUUCAACGGAUGAUAAAUCCUUUUCGUCUGAGAAUGUGCAAACCGAGUCAAAACCUAUGCCUGCAGAUGAGAAGUUCGUGUUCGCUGAGGAAGUGCAAACCGAGUCAGAACUUACACCGGCAGGUACAUCUGUAGACGAGAAAUCCAUGUCGUUGCAGACGAAGUCGAAACCAGCAGAAACCGAAUCAUAAUGGCUGCAGACUUGUUCAUAACACCUGAUCUUUCUACUUGUAUCUGCAUUUGUACACAAAUUUGUUGCAGCGAAAAGGAUCUAACAUGAGGAUUUGCCUUUUGUACUUUCUUAACCCUUUUACAGUUUCUGUACCAUAUGCUGUCAUUGAAGAAAAUGUAUAGAUCAUUCAACUACAAGUUUUGAACAUCCUUAAUAUCUGUCUUGAAAUGUCUCAAGUGGUGGAUGAAAAGUUUCAUGAGGA
This is a messenger RNA of Olea europaea var. sylvestris, 5577 nucleotides long. RefSeq names its product probable protein phosphatase 2C 60. Bases 4276 to 5334 code for a protein of 352 amino acids. The transcript is spliced from 9 exons. The record is from RefSeq and is a predicted model, not a curated record. Gene Ontology annotation, biological process: protein dephosphorylation. Gene Ontology annotation, molecular function: protein serine/threonine phosphatase activity; cation binding. Lineage: Eukaryota; Viridiplantae; Streptophyta; Magnoliopsida; Lamiales; Oleaceae.